This is a messenger RNA of Pseudovirgaria hyperparasitica, 603 nucleotides long. RefSeq lists its product as uncharacterized. NCBI's taxonomy places the organism in Eukaryota, Fungi, Ascomycota, Dothideomycetes, Acrospermales, Acrospermaceae. Gene Ontology annotation, biological process: vacuole fusion, non-autophagic. Gene Ontology annotation, molecular function: endopeptidase inhibitor activity. The transcript is spliced from 3 exons. The record is from RefSeq and is a predicted model, not a curated record. The coding region runs from base 103 to 402 and encodes 99 amino acids.
GUGCUAAUGAGCCUUUUCUUUAAUAGAUAACGCUCCCACACCUACGCACCUACAAACCUACACCUCCAUACAUUCCACAGAAAUACUGACACACCCGACACCAUGAAAUUCUCCCUCUUCACACUCCUCGUCGCGCUAUUCUGCGCUUAUGCGCAAGCUCUUGCCAAGCCUGUCAGCCUUAAGACCGUCAUCGUCACAUUCCCGGACAACACCCCCGGUCACAUCAUGCAGCAAGCCAAAGACGCGAUCGUCGAAGCUGGUGGCCGCAUCACUCACGAGUACCGCAUCAUCAAGGGAUUCUCAGCACUGACUUCGGACAAGGUCCUCCAGAGCGUUUCUACACAGAGUCUCGAAUACAUGCCGGUGUAUGAGGAGGACCAGCAGAUGUCGAUCAAUGUUUAAUCUAGAAGUGCAUCUGGGAGCAUUGGUUUUGUACGACGGCGUGGUACCGCUACGUCAAAUUUGAAGCAGAAAGAGGCUUCAUGUACAUAAGGACCAUGGAACUAGGCUGGGAUUAACGAUUAAUGACUGAUGGCGUCUGUAUGUGGUUAUUGUGUAAGCCACCAUUAUAGGGCCAUGAUGAAUUGACAGAAUCUCUAUUCG